UGGCAUAUACGCUAACUGUGAGGCGCCAGUGCUGCACAAAAUCGCUCUUGUUAGCCACCGAGUCGUAUAUUUAACAUGUUUUACGCUUCAUCUUUGUUUCUUUUAUAUUUAUGCUUUCAAACGCAUUCAGCAAACAGUGACAAUCCGGUCUUAAAGCAGAUCAAAAGGGGGAAAUGAACGGCUUCGUUUCGAUUAGUGAAGUGGAACCACAACAGCAUCGUGCAGCGUGAUUUUGAUGUUUGCAUGAAGCCACUGCCAGUUACAUAGAAACAACAACAUAUUCACAGAAACUCUUUUUAUACGUCUUUAACGUUUCUGAUUUGAUUCAAAUCUUUUGGACGGGAGAAUCGCCGGUUACAGCCGCUUCUCACUUUAAACAGGUGUUCCCCUGCCCUGGAUUUAUGUUGUUUUUAGGCUCUUCGGAGUUCAUCGGGUGACAAUGAAAGUACACAAGGUUUCUUCUCGGUCCCAACACAAGCAACGAAAUGCCACUAAACGUCACAAUAAGAAUAAAUGGCACAAAAAAGUACGCAGUCUGGACUCGACUCUCCCAAAUACAAGUCCUGGGACUGCAAAGUUGGAGCAACAGAUAGCCAAAAGCGAAAAGCCCACAGUAAAAGGUUUGAAGAAGUUGUAUGUGAAACCUGUGACUUUUAUGCCUAAAAACAGUUGUGCCGAGGAGGAAAAGGUUAAGGCCACUUCUGUAACUUCAGCUCACGUCCACACAAAUGGAGGCACAGAACUGGAUGAAAGCAGCACUUCAGUAGACUCUCAAGGAUGGAGUGAAUAUGCCAAUAGUGUUCUUCAGAACGGCAAGGAGAGUUCAACCUUACCUGACACAGAUGAGCAGAAGGAGGACGAUCUUCAAUUCCAUGCCCACCUUGACCAUACCCAGAACCGUGCUGUUUUAGUCAUGAAACCAGGCCAGGUCUUGUGUUUCCGUGGAAAGUGCCUGCUCACUUGCCUCUAUGGUCAUGUAGAUGUGCUGGGCUUCACCAUAGAGGAGGGCCAACAAUCUUACCCCCUGUUCUCAUCACCAACUCACUGCCCUCUCACCAUCAAGGCCUUAGGAAACAACCCCCCUUACAGCAAGAACAAGAAAGAGGGGCUGCUGGAAGCAAAAGCCAUUGUUCGCAAAUAUUUCUCUUCAGAGCCAAGUAAAAAGCUCAUGAGUGAGGUGGAGUCGGACUCCUGUGUGGUGCUUCUGGAACCUCUGGACACGCCGCUCACUCGCUUUCUCACCAGCUUCUCAGAACUCGCAGAGAUAUUCGGCCUCAACUCCAAGGAGAUCAAGUCCCAGGCUGCCAUUUAUAACCCGGUUCUGUCAGCCGUGGGUGUAACAGCUUUGCGUGGACCCUGCGCACAGGGUCUGGUGAUGUCACCUAGUUUCAGAGAAGCUAUAAGCAGUUUGCACAGUGCCUGGGCAGGGGAAUUUGAUCGCUGUCCCGUAAUUCUGGUGUGUGGGGGGAAAUCCUCUGGCAAGUCCACCUUCAAUCGGCACCUUAUUAACAGCCUGCUUAAUCACACUGUAAGUGUAGAGUAUUUGGAGUGUGAUCUAGGCCAGACUGAGUUCACCCCUCCUGGAUGCCUUUCCUUAUGUACAGUUACAGAGCCACUGCUGGGGCCUCCUUUCACACAUCUGCGUGACCCAAAGCACAUGGUGUAUUAUGGUCAGGCAGAUUGUCAGGCUGACAUUGAUCGGUAUCUGGAGUCUCUCAAAUCCCUCUGGCGCCAUGUCAGUGGAGAGAGUCCUGUCAUCAUCAAUACUAUGGGCUGGAUCAAAGGCCAUGGCUUUCUGAUACUGGUAGACCUCAUUCGUCUUUUUUCCAUUACGCAUGUAGUGCAGCUGAGUUACGGAAAUGCGCCACAGUGUCAGCUUCUCACCCCAGAGUUCCUAAGGACUGCCCACGGCUGGCAGACACACCCUCCGCAGUCCACUUUGACAGAGGAGCCAGCCAGUCACCUCACCACUCAAUCUCAUGUAUUUCUCAAUGUCCAAUCAGAAUUCGAAAGUGCUGGGAGGUCUGGAGAAUUGCAACAUCAGCGCAGUAAUGAGCUGCGAGACCUGGCUCUGCUCGGCUACUUCAGUAAACUGCAGUCCUCAGAACCUGGUCCUAUCCGCCCGCUUCACUGCUUCAUACCCUACCAGGUCCCACACUCAUCAGUGGCUAUAGGGGUAACACACUGUGAGGUCGCUCCCAACAACGUCCUUUAUGCGGUUAAUGCCAGUAUAGUAGGGUUAUGCUGUCUGAGUGAGAAGGUUGUGGGCAGAGGAGGUCCUGUUGUACUCUCCCAAACUCCUAUCUGUCAAUGUGUGGGCUUAGGUGUUCUGAGAGGGGUAGACAUGGCACGAGGGCUGUACUUUCUGGUUACUCCAGUGUCUCCCUCUGUCCUGAGGAACGUGAACUGUCUUCUGCUGGGAGAGAUCACUCUGCCUAAAAUAAUGCUCACCAAGCAGCAUGGAGUUGAAGGAGAUUUACCUUACGUCACCACAGACUACAGCUUUGAAGCCAAAGGGGCAGGAAAGCUUCACAUCUACAAAGGACUGACAAGACCUGGUUUUAUAAAGUCAAAUAACUAAGCUCUUCUGUAUGGACUCUACUUUCUGUGAAUGACAUUUGUAUCCUGGUAUUUGUUUUAUACCAAUAAUAACUGAGGUAAAAUUUGCCAUUGAAUGUACAAAUCUACACAAGUAUCUUGGCUUUUGGAACUGUAUACGAUGGAGUGUAUGAGUGCAUAUGUCGUUUCUUUAUCUAUUGUUGAAUGGCUCCGUGUUUAAGAUCUAUAUGGGAAACUUGUUUUGAUUUGCUGUACUGUUACAGUUUGUCAACAUGUCGUUAAGAAUGUCA
Ctenopharyngodon idella (grass carp) is the source of this 2849-nucleotide messenger RNA. It is a transcript of the gene nol9, whose product is annotated as nucleolar protein 9. Lineage: Eukaryota; Metazoa; Chordata; Actinopteri; Cypriniformes; Xenocyprididae. Gene Ontology annotation, biological process: cleavage in ITS2 between 5.8S rRNA and LSU-rRNA of tricistronic rRNA transcript (SSU-rRNA, 5.8S rRNA, LSU-rRNA). Bases 440 to 2581 code for a protein of 713 amino acids. Gene Ontology annotation, molecular function: polynucleotide 5'-hydroxyl-kinase activity. The record is from RefSeq and is a predicted model, not a curated record. Gene Ontology annotation, cellular component: nucleus. The transcript has 13 exons.